This is a messenger RNA of Kuraishia capsulata CBS 1993, 2076 nucleotides long. RefSeq lists its product as uncharacterized. The transcript is spliced from 3 exons. Gene Ontology annotation, biological process: protein modification process. NCBI's taxonomy places the organism in Eukaryota, Fungi, Ascomycota, Pichiomycetes, Pichiales, Pichiaceae. Gene Ontology annotation, molecular function: hydrolase activity. Gene Ontology annotation, cellular component: P-body. The record is from RefSeq and is a predicted model, not a curated record. The coding region runs from base 1 to 2076 and encodes 691 amino acids.
AUGCAUAUCUUGUUAACCAACGAUGAUGGACCUCCAAGUGAUGCGGCUUCGCCAUACAUAAGCUUCUUCGUCUGGGCAGUCAAGAAUUUCACAAAUUGGGAUCUGACGAUCGUGGUUCCAUCCCAGCAGAGGUCCUGGAUCGGAAAGGCCCAUUUUGCAGGCAAGGAUCUCACCGCCAAGUAUGCCUAUACUAACCUCACGAAUUCGCCAACCGAUAAUUCCUACCAGGGUCCCUUUCCCCAGCCUCAGGAUGAACUACGCAAGACUGCACAGGAGUGGAUUUUGCUGGAUGGAACUCCGGCCUCGUGUGCUGACAUUGGUGUUCACCAUCUUUACGACAAGUCCAAGGGCGAGAUUGACUUGGUGAUCAGCGGUCCUAACUUUGGCAGAAAUUCUACUGCCCUCUACAUCAUGUCCUCCGGUACCGUAGGUGCUGCUAUGGAAGGUGCUUUGAUGAAUAAGAGGGCAAUUGGACUUUCGUAUGCUUUUGAGACCAAAGACAUUGACGAGCCCAUACUCAAAGAGGCAUCCAAGAUCGCAGUCAAGCUUGUACAACAGCUUUACUCCAAUUGGAGCAAAGACGCAGAUCUUUACACCAUCAACAUUCCUCUCAGGCCAGACUUGAAGCUGGGAACUACGGUAAUCCAGUAUGCACCCAUUCUGGAGAACAGAUGGACUUCUUUGUACACUCCAAAGGAUGAAUCCAGAUCCAAGACUAAGGUGACUGACUGGGAAAAGGACAUUGUGGAUGCUACAGCUGAAGACGGUGAAAAAUUCGAGUGGAAUCCGGACUUUGAUUACGUCCACAAGUUUAUCGAACAGACGACUGAGCCAACAGACGGAAAGAUCGUCAGCGAUGGAAAGAUCAGUACUAUCCCAGAACUAGUUGUUUUAUCCCUGGAAGAAUCGGAGUACGUCUAUCCUGCCAUUGUGUCGGCACUCAAAAAGGCAGACAUUCCGUUCAAGAGCAUACAUUCCAUACCGUCUGAUUUCAAGGGGAAAGUCGUCCAGUUCGGGGAUUAUGAGCAGUUAGACUUCGAUCUGCUGAUGCAGGAUAACAACUACAAGGCGUGUUCGUAUGUGUUCAGGAAGUCUCUCAUCAGAAAGCACUAUCUUGCCAACACGAUUGCGAGAUAUCUUUCCAAGAACCCAGAGUCUGUUCUGAAAAAGGCAUUUCCAACCACUUUUGAAUUUGAGCUUGAUUAUGCGGAAUUUCUGGACGAUUCUCUGGACGAUUGCUAUGAGUUGCGUGAUGAAAUGAGUGCCAAUGAGGCUACCCUUGCGAAGACGUGGAUCUUGAAGCCCAGUAUGAGCGAUAAAGGUCAAGGAAUAAGACUUUUCAGAACCCAGGAUGAGCUUCAGGCAAUUUUCGACUCUUUUGAAGAAGAUGAGGAUGAAGAUGAAGACGAGGAGCAAGACCACGAUGACAAUAAUGGUGUUAUCACUUCCCAGCUUCGUCACUUCGUGAUCCAGGAGUACAUCGAUUUACCGUUGCUACUGCCACAAUACGGUAAUCGGAAGUUUCAUAUUAGAUCCUAUGUGGUAUGCAACGGUUCCAUCGAGGUAUUUUUAUACAACCGCAUGCUCAUGCUCUUCUCAAGUGACGAGUAUAUCAAGCCCGAAGGCAAUGAUGCCUUACUGAUGGACGGCCAUUUGACCAACACUUGUUUGCAGGUAGGCAAGGGUGACGAUGAUUUGACCACCAAUGUCGUUGAGUUUGGCCAAUCAUGUUUGAGCGACGACUCCAAGAGCAUAAUUAUUCAGAGACUACAGGCCAUUUUGAAAGACCUGUUCGAGGCAGCUGUCAAUGUUGAUAAGUUCAACUUUCAGCCAUUGCCCAAUGCAUUUGAGACCUUUGGGAUCGAUUUUCUGGUUGACGAGAGCCUGAACUGUCACUUGCUAGAGGUCAAUUCAUAUCCUGACUUUAAGCAGACUGGAGAUGACCUCAAGCAGUUGAUCUACGGGUUGUUCGAGGGCAUAGUUGAUACAUGUGUCAGUCCCUUCUUCCGCGACCAAAAGAUCCACAACGCAAACAUGAUUCCUGUACUAGAUUUACGCACCAGUGGCUCAUGGUGA